GGAGGGGGAGAAGGAGAGGCAGCUUGAGUCCCUCUGAGCGCAGGCUGAUCCAGUUUAGUUAGCUCUGUACAGUGUGUGACUGAGAGCAGCUCCCUCAUCCCUCUACCGCCUGGAUUUCCCUCUCCUCAACCGGCAGAAACCCUUUGUUUUGUUAACAGCCAGCUUUAUCAAUCUCCAAAUUGGUUUCCCAAUGGAAUAAUUCUGCAACUCCUUGGUGUUUAAAAAAAUAUAUAUAUUUAUAAUUCUUUAAGUGUAAAUGGCAGUAGAAGGGAAUGAGGAGCAGCAGCAGCAGCCAGCCCCCGGGGGUAAAUUGCCAGCCCCCCGGUGCCGGGAUGUGGAUGGGACGGUGUUGCCUUUGCUGGGGGGUCUGGCGAGGUACCAGAAGAAGAUCCUGCUCCUGACCUGGAUCCCCGCUGUCCUGAUCGGGCUGAGCCGCAGCUCCGACUGCUUCUUCACCGCCGAGCCGGAGAUCCUGUGCUGGGAGAACCGCAGCAGCAGCAGCCGCUUGGCCGGAGCCCCCGGGGAACACGCCGCUCACGCCCUGGUCUCCGUGAACCGGAGCGGCCGGACACUCACCCACAGCGGCGGCGGCGGCGGCGGGGGUGAGGGUGGGGGUGAACGGGCGGCGGAGAGCAGCCCCAGCCCCAGCCCCGGGUCCGGGUCCGGGUCCGGGUCCAACAGCAGCAGCCGGGGCUGUCAGUGCACACACCGGCAAUACAGGAUCCCCGCCGCCCUCACCCAGAACAUCGUCACCAAGUGGAACCUGAUUUGCAAUUCUUCAUGGAAAGUCCAUAUUGCCAAGUUUUCAUUACUGGUUGGAUUGAUUAUUGGUUAUUUGGUGACUGGAAGCUUAGCAGAUUGGAUCGGCCGUCAGCUGGUGCUGGUCCUCUCGGUCAUGUUCGUAUUGGUCUUUGGCUUAACAGUAGCUCUUUCUGUGAAUGUGACUAUGUUCAGCACACUAAGGUUUUUCGAGGGAUUCUGCCUGGCAGGGAUAUUUCUCACACUCUAUGUAACACGUAUUGAGAUUUCCCUCCCUCGACACCGAUUCAUGAUGACCAUGGUAGCAAACUUCAUUGCAAUGGGGGGUCAGCUUCUUUUGCCAGGCCUUGCUGCCCUUUGUCGGGACUGGCAGAUUUUGCAAGCUAUCAUUAUAUGUCCAUUUAUUUUUAUGAUCCCUUACUGGUGUAUUUUCCCAGAAUCACUCAGGUGGCUGUUGGCCACACACCAACUACAAGCUGCCAAAGAGCUAUUUCUGGAGUUUGCCCGUAAUAAUAAAAUAGAUGCGGAAGAUGAUGUCAAAGAAUUUCUUCCAGAAUUUGACAAGGAGCCUAAGCCAAGGCCCAAAAAGACAUUCAUCGUCAAAUUGCUUUAUACAAGGAUCUUGUGGAAACACAUUUUAGUACUUUGUGUGAAUUCCUUGACAGGAUUCGGGAUCCACAAUUGUUUUGCAAAGAGUCUGAUGGAUCGUGAUAAGCACCGUUUCAAAAACUUCUACACCCACUACUAUAUCAUGGAAGUGAUUGGCAUUUUGUCCUGUGCUGUCAUGUGUGUUCUCGUGGGACUAAUGGGCCGUAGAGGCACGUUGCUUCUCUUCACCAUCCUCACUGCACUGGCUUCCCUCCUUCAGUUGGGCCUUGUAAGCUAUCUGGCCACAUACUUGAGCAAUCCAUUGUCUAUAGUGUUCUCCAUUGUUGGCAUGUUUGCUUCCCAUUCAGUAGGAAAUCUAAGCAUCUUUUUCUGUGCUGAACUCACACCCACUGUGAUCAGGGGUGGAGGACUGGGCUUGGUUUUGGCUAGCGCCGGGUUUGGCCAGUUGACAGCACCAAUCAUGGAGCUUCAUAACCAGCAAGGCUACUUCCUUCACCAUGUGAUCUUUGCCUGCUGCACAGUCAUCUGCAUCAUUUGCAUAUUGCUCCUGCCCGAAAGCAGAGGACAGAACCUGCCUGAAACCAUAGAGGAUGGUGACACCUACACCAGGCAGCCGUUCAUCCCUGCCAAGAAGAUCGAACAGCCCCUACUCUCAAACAACACUGAGCUCAAGGACUAUUCAGGGCUCAAUGAAAACCCAAACUCCGAGCUGACUGCUGAUAGCCCCACAGCCAAUGGCACGAGGUCCAAAUGAUUUUAUUUAACGUUUACAAUUGUGUUUAUUUUUGCACAAAUUUCAUCCAGCAGCUGGUUUUCUUUCGUGAAAGGAUAAUUAAUUAACGUGGCUGCUCUUUGCAGAUAUGUUUUAAUUAUGGAUGAGGCACCUUUUUUUUUGUUUUUAAAAGACUACUUACAACAUUAAGGUUCGCUCUCCCCUGACACCAAAGGGAUGGCGUUUUUGACGAUUGUCCAAUAAUGUGAAGGGAACUUGGGGAGCCUUUUGGUCAUUUUUGGCUGCCUGGAACAUGCUGUUCAAUCUGCAACGGAAGGAGAUGCACUACACUUGGGAGGGGAAAGACAGCAUCAAAAAGGACUGUACUCAGCGAGCUGCUAUACCACUGAAGGAGGUUUGGAAGGUUAAUGUUGAAAGAACUGUGUGAAAGAUCAAGAUGAACUACAGCUCCACUCACCGCUUAGAGUGUCCCUGGAAUUGUUGUCCCUCUCUGUGACUCCUCAUUAUCUGACCCACCCCCCCUCCUCCCCACCCACCCCAACAAACACCUCAGCUAUCGCCACAUGAAAUAAUCUGUUUUGCUUUUUAUUUAAAACUUGGGUUCGAAAUUACUUCCCAUUUGACAAACUAAUCCAUCUUUUUUCGUCUGAAAAGCAAAGUGCAAAUUGUACAAAAUCCCUUUUGACAGUUUUUUUCCCCCCGCCAGCUCUGUUUUUUUCAAAAUAAGGAACUGAUGGACUAUACUAAUGUUUGUGAUUUUAAUGCCAGCAUUUUCCUCCCCCUCCCACUUUUAAUUGUAAAUUACAGUGUUUUGUUUUGUAUCUUCUAGGCUGUGGUAUGCUACUAAUCAUUUUUUUAAAAAAAAAUUAUGUACAGGAAUAAUUUAAGUGUUAAAAGCAUGAAUUUUUAAAUGAUUUCUCCAUGACACACUUUGUACUUUACGAGUGGUAUAUCAGAUCACUGGUAACAUCAUCGCCAUCAGAGUUUUUCCCACCAGCCAAAGUCACAAGGGGUGACACGUAUAUUUCCCACCUCUUUGCCCACUUUUAAAUCGAGGUGAAUCACUGAGGCACGUAGUUAUCCUGACACCUGUGACAUUGCAUUUCAUUAUUCAACUGACCGUUAUGUCUGAAUUCAAUACACGUGUCGCCAAAAGUGCUGGAGUACACAUCAUUAAAGUAACAUAGUGGAUAUUUUAAAAUGCAAAUAAAGUAAUUGUCAUUGUUCACUUUC
Molecule: messenger RNA, 3334 nt
Organism: Hemiscyllium ocellatum (epaulette shark)
Lineage: Eukaryota; Metazoa; Chordata; Chondrichthyes; Orectolobiformes; Hemiscylliidae
Gene: slc22a23b
Product: solute carrier family 22 member 23
Exons: 9
Coding region: 257-2122 (621 amino acids)
Biological process (GO): transmembrane transport
Cellular component (GO): membrane
Molecular function (GO): transmembrane transporter activity
Source: RefSeq, a predicted model, not a curated record